Limulus polyphemus (Atlantic horseshoe crab) is the source of this 1790-nucleotide messenger RNA. It is a transcript of the gene Cib2, whose product is annotated as calcium and integrin-binding family member 2-like. The transcript has 6 exons. NCBI's taxonomy places the organism in Eukaryota, Metazoa, Arthropoda, Merostomata, Xiphosura, Limulidae. The coding region runs from base 249 to 818 and encodes 189 amino acids. Gene Ontology annotation, molecular function: calcium ion binding. The record is from RefSeq and is a predicted model, not a curated record.
AGUACUCUUUUGUACGUCACUUUAGGUCUACUGUCGAGAUCGGAAAUUCUACGUCAUUUGAGACUGAUAUUUCAUAAAGUUGGUCAGGUUCUAGAAUCUUUAAAUAGAGACAAUUAACAGCACCGUUAAGCAAGUAUAUUAGUGCUAAGAAUAGGUAGUAAUACAGGUUUUACAUAUAUUUUAUUUAGAGUCUUAAUAACGUCAGAAAUUGGUUGUAACCCUCUGAGAAGUUAUUUUCCAAGUUAGUAAUGGGAAACAAAGUUGUCACAUUCACUGAAGAGCAGCUAGACGAUUAUCAGGAUUGCACGUUUUUCACUGGGAAGGAAAUUUUAAGGGUACAGAAAAGAUUCCGAGAAUUAGACCCCCAGAAUGUCCCUCAAGUCAUGACUGGUGAUGAAGCACAUACGGUUGUGGUACCGAUGGAGAAAGUAGAAAAAAUGCCAGAACUUAGGGAGAACCCGUUUCGCCAACGUAUUUGUAAAGUGUUCUCUCAUGAUGGAAGCGGAAACAUGACGUUUGAUGAUUUCUUGGACAUGUUCUCAGUUUUCAGUGAACAGGCACCAAGAGACGUGAAGGUUGUCUAUGCCUUUAAGAUAUAUGAUUUUGAUGGCGACCAGUUUUUGGGGCAUUACGACAUAGAACAGACUUUGAUAAGCCUAACCAGAAAUGAACUGAGUCCAGAAGAAGUAUCUUUGGCCUGCGAGAAGGUUCUGGAAGAGUCUGACGUCGAUGAUGACGGCAAGGUAUCUUUCAUGGAGUUUGAACACGUUAUUUCUCGAGCACCAGACUUUUUGGGGACCUUUCAUAUCAGAAUAUGAGGACGCCCUCUCUUGUCAGUCAACGCCAAACGAGAGUUAUUCUUUCAGCCACUAUAAAAACACGUCACGUGUGUUAUUCAUGAAAAUAUUCUGUUAUGCCGUUGCGAUUUUUUAUCAUGUUUUUGUGGUACUUGUACAUUAAAUAUCCAUGUUACUUGCCAUGUGUUAUUCAUGAAUAUAUUCUGUUAUACCGUUGCGAUUUGUUUUUCGUGUUAUUGAAAUACAUGUACACUAAAUAUCCAUGUUACUUACCAUCUAAUGGCAAAAUUUAUCAGAUGUGGGUACAUUCAAAAUUAAGUUUGCAUGUCAAAGUGAUGGCCGAAGAUGAACUUACUUAUUAUAACCAGUCUGAGUCCACACGCACUCUGCUGUUUGGUGUCGGAUUCUUGAUAACAUGUACAUAACGCUAUCUUUAAGGCUACAUGCAACUUUUUUUUUGUCGUAUAGUGUAGUUUAAAAUAGGCUGUUCAAAUGUUAGGCCUGUAAAGAGAGCAUAAUAUUAUCAUCAGUUAGAACGAGUUACUCCAGUGACUUCAUUUACCAAUAUUUUGUUAAAGUAGUAACAGCCAGUCAGCAGUACGACCAGUGGGGCAGGGAUAAGGUUAUCGAGGGGAAACUAUUGCUCCCCCUAGAUUUGUGUAGAGAAAGCAAGCGGCACGGGUCACCCUCAAAUAGAGGAAUUCCGACUGAGACCAAAACAACAAUGAAAUUCCCAAUUUUAGUGAUUCUAGUCUUGUAUAAGCAUAGUGCCACAAGUUACUGAAUAACAACUGACAACUUCAGGUUCGUUGUAAGUCCCCAAGGACAAACUUAUUUUGUAUUCAUUUGUAGUAAAUAUAUCGAAAUAUGUUAAAUGAUUAUUCUGUUACGAAAAUAGAUUACAGUAAUUGGAGUGUGUUUUUCUUCAUAUUUUCCACACGGUAUUGUAAACGAAUAAAUUUUGUCUUAAAUACACGAUAUUAUUAACCAAUA